This is a messenger RNA of Eucalyptus grandis, 1407 nucleotides long. Its product is annotated as NAC domain-containing protein 2. NCBI's taxonomy places the organism in Eukaryota, Viridiplantae, Streptophyta, Magnoliopsida, Myrtales, Myrtaceae. The coding region runs from base 112 to 993 and encodes 293 amino acids. The transcript has 3 exons. Gene Ontology annotation, biological process: regulation of DNA-templated transcription. The record is from RefSeq and is a predicted model, not a curated record. Gene Ontology annotation, molecular function: DNA binding.
AGUUCGAAAGUUGAAGGAGUUCAAAGCUUGGAAGCGAAAAGCAGGGACCGCAGAGUCGUAGCAGAACGCAGAGUCGACAGAGUUGAGAAGAGUGAGAGAGAGAGAGAGAAGAUGAAGAGGGCGCAGUUGGAGUUACCAGCGGGGUUCAGGUUCCACCCCACGGACGACGAGUUGGUGAACGAUUACCUGAUUCGCAAGUGCGCUUCGCACGCCAUCUCCGUUCCCUUCAUUGCCGAGAUCGAUCUCUACAAGUUCGACCCUUGGGUCCUCCCAGAAAUGGCUCUGUACGGCGAAAAAGAAUGGUACUUCUUUUCUCCGAGGGACCGCAAGUACCCCAACGGAUCACGGCCGAACCGGGCAGCCGGAACCGGGUAUUGGAAGGCAACCGGAGCCGAUAAGCCCAUCGGCCGCCCCAAGACGCUCGGCAUAAAAAAGGCCCUUGUGUUUUACGCGGGGAAAGCUCCGAGAGGAGUGAAGACCAAUUGGAUCAUGCACGAGUACCGCCUCGCCAACAUCGAUCGAUCCGCUGGCAAGAAGAAGAACUCAAGGCUUGAUGACUGGGUUCUUUGCCGGAUACACAACAAGAAGGGCACCAUAGAAAAGCAUUCACCCUCCACGCUCAAUGAAACGGCAGAUUUCCCCGAAAUGGAGAUCAAGCCACAGAUUGUUACGCCGGCGGCGCUGAACCCGUACACAUCUCCACAAUAUGCGGAUUCGCCGAUGACUACAGAUCACAUGUACACGGACUCGUCAGAGUUUUUACCCAAGCUGCACACGGAUUCUAGCUGCUCGGAGCACGCGGUGUCCCGGGACUUGGCAUGGGAGAAGGAAGUGCAGAGCGAGGCGAAGUGGGACGAUUGGGAGAAGGCCCUCGAUUUCCAGUUCGAUUCGGUGGAUAACUUCUUGGACGAUGCUUUCGCGAAUGAACAGUAUGAGUUGGAUCAGUUCUCGCCUCUUCAGGACAUGUCCAUGUACUUGCAGAAGUCAUUCUGAUCAUGUCCGUUGAGUAACACAGAAGUCGGAUGACCAUUCCAUUCGGGUUGCUUUGCAUUGAAAUGCAGGCUCCAUUGGCAUGGUGAUCAAUCAAGACAAUCUCUGUCUUGGACAAAUUUUGCUCAUGUGGGGCGCUAUAGACGAGAGUUAGUCCUUGGAUUUUGCUUUGCUGGGGUGCAUCCAGUAGCACAGCGAAAGCAAUCUGUACGGCUCUAAAUUGGCCGAGAGACGACCCGGCAGAUGCGCCGCGAUCUUGAUGGGUCUGCGGUGGUCGGUACAGUUAGCGUUUAGAAUCGUGUUAACUCAUGUCAUCUCAUGUAGAUACCUGAUGAAAGUCCCUAACGAAACUAUUUGCUGUAGGAUUGUAGCAAAAUUGUUUCAAUAUUUUAUUUAAUGGAGAUUGGUUUAUUAUUC